GACACUAGCAGAUGCCAGAUUUGUCAGAAGAAUCAGUUUGUGUGCAACCAUCACUUCUCUUUAGUUUUGUCCUGUUUAUUUUUUAUUUAGUAUUUUUGUUGUGUUUUUUUUGAGAUUGUAGUUUAAAAUCCGUGAAUUAAAAGUGACAUUAAAAAACAUUAUGUGUGAACCUUUUAAAAUAAUUUGCCGGAAAAAAUACAUUUUUCUGUAUUUCCAACACAGGUUUUGUUAUACCAAUGAAUAUGGACACGAAUUUACCAAAGAUUUCUAAUGUCAUUUCACUAAAGACUGGGGAGACAUUUGAGAACCCCAUGAAUAAUAUAAAAAAUGAGCUAGUACCAGUGAACUCGGAACCGAUCGCAAUGAAGCAUGAAGAAAUUGCAACCAAGAACAAUACUGAGAGUUAUAUUAGAUUAAAAUCCAAGAAUGUUUCUAGAGUUCCUGUUGAAAAUGCUAAAAAGUGUAUUAGACUGAAAUAUGUUAGUUAUUUAAAACAAAGCAACCAUCAAAACAAACAAAAAUCAUCCACACUUAUUGCAGGUUCAACUAAAAAUACAUCAGUCAGGAAAAUUGUUACUAAAAAACAUAUGAUUAAUUCUAAACAAACAAAACCAGUAAGAAACAUUCAAACUUCCAGGCAAAGAUUGUUACAUUUGUCAUCUUCACAAGCAGAACUUUCUUCCUAUACAUCCUAUUCUAAUAAUACAAAAAGAAGUUUUACACACACAGAACCUGAGGAAAAUGGUUUCGAACCAAACUUUGAGCCAUAUUAUAAGGAGUUUGAUAAGCAAUUUAAGCAGAAACCCAUGUUGCAAACCAUAUUAAAAGAUAUCCUGAUGUUACAUGAGGAGUAUGAUAAUUUGGAAAAUCAGUCGGUGGAAGAUGAAAUUAAUCAGAUGAGAACUAAGCAUGGAUUGCCACUGUUUGAACCUGAGAUUUUUAACCCAGAGAUCGAAACUCCAGACAAUGAUGACAUUAACGAAGAUGACAACUUUAUACUGAUCUCUGAUGAUGAUUUUGAAGAGGAAGAUAGCACUGACAACAGCAAUCAAUCCACCUAUGUAGUGCGGAGUAACGUUUCGCACUAUGAAGAGCAGUCCACAGAAAAAUUGAAUGUGAUCACCAUUGAUGAAGAUGACCCAAGUGAAAUCUCAGAAAAUUCAUGUCAAAGUAAUAGUAGUGAUAAAGAGAUGCAGAUUGUUGAUAAAAUUAAUGAGGAUCCAGUUUAUAAGACGAAAGUUAUAAAAAUGAGGUUUGUGACUUGAAAGUGUGUAAAAAUACAAAGCUAAAUUGGGUAUGUACAAUAACAUUUUUCUUUUAAAAAAAACCGUUUUUUAUUUAAAGUUAGAUAAUUUGUGAAUAUUGUUAGUGUGUAGAAUAAUUUUUAAAAAUAGAUUUUAUUUCAAUUUGAUUUGUCGAAAUAAAAACCUUUAAUGGAA
This is a messenger RNA of Anthonomus grandis grandis, 1439 nucleotides long. RefSeq lists its product as uncharacterized. Bases 237 to 1265 code for a protein of 342 amino acids. The record is from RefSeq and is a predicted model, not a curated record. The transcript is spliced from 3 exons. Lineage: Eukaryota; Metazoa; Arthropoda; Insecta; Coleoptera; Curculionidae.